AUGGCACCCACAUCGCUCAAGCAGCAGAUAAAAGACCGACUGUGUCUCACGGCUGGCUUACCUUCUGCUCAGCCGACCUUAUCCGCCUGGCAGGAACCACCUGCCCCAAUCGCCACCAUCCAAUCCGAGACGCUUCCUCCAGUAACGGACAUCGCCAUCAUCGGCUCCGGCAUCACCGGUACCAGCGUUGCCCACACUUUGCUCAACCAUCGACAAGCUUCCAACUUUCGAGUGACCAUCCUAGAGGCUCGCAAUGCUUGCAGCGGGGCUACGGGCCGAAAUGGCGGCCAUCUCAUCUCGGACACUUGCGGCCAUUUCGAGCACCUAGUUGCUUCUUUGGGCACUGAAGAAGCCGUCAAAAUUCUACGAUUUUCCGAGGCCAACAUUAAAGAGCUCAAGGCUUUGGUUGAUCAGCUGAUCAUCUCCAGCAGUACCAUCACCGACAAGCCGAUCGUGGACAGCCUCAGACGUUCUCUGAGCCUAUUGCAAGAGGCAGUAAAUAAGACAACACUUGCGUAUAGGAUUGUGGAAGAUGGAGAGACCAUCCGUAGUAAAUACAAGUACCGCGACGGGCUUGCUGUUUUCGAGCAAGAGGGAGCUGGUGCUCUAUGGCCCUACCGGCUCAUCACAAUUCUCCAGAAACAUCUACUGGAUACUCAUGCGGGUCGCUUCAGCCUGGAGACUAACACUCCCGUUGUUUCGAUAUCACAUGACGAGAAUGUAUCUCAAAAUGAGCCUGGGUAUGUGCUACAGACGCCAAGAGGCACCAUUCAAGCACGCAAGCUCAUCCAUUGCACCAACGGAUAUUCUUCGCACUUGUUGCCGAGCCUGACGGGAAGCCUUUAUCCCCUUAGAGGAACGGUUUCGGUCCAAGACCCCGGACAAUCGUUCCCCAAACUCGGUGAUAAAUAUUCGUGGACCAAGAUUCACACUGGCGGGUACAAUCUGGAAACUAGAUGCCUUACCACAGGACUUUAUUACGCCCAGCAAAAUGCAAAGACUGGAGAGAUUGUCAUUAGAGGGGAGAGCCAGGAGAUUGAAAACCUCCUGACAAGCGACGACUCUCAAAUCGCAGAUUCAGCCCGAAACCACAUUUCCUCGAUCGUUCCGAAGAUCUUCCUCGACGCAGAUGAUGCCAAGACUAAAAAGGUCUGGUCUGGAAUUAUGGGGUUUACUGCAGAUAAUCUACCCAUGAUCGGAAACCUGAGCCGUACAACAACAGGGCGGACAGGCAGCGACGAGUGGAUUGCGGCAGGCUUCAACGGUCAUGGUAUGGAUAAGUGUUGGCUCAGUGGGCAAGCGGCGGCAAGGAUGGCGCUCGGUGAGGACGUGCCGUCUUGGUUGCCGGAAUCGUUCCUCGUCAGUGAGGAGAGAUUGAAGGCGUGCACAUUGGAUGCUGCUGCUGAGGGAAUGAUGAGCCUGUUCACUGAGGAGUCGUCGAAGUCGUAA
Messenger RNA from Fusarium falciforme, 1449 nucleotides. Its product is annotated as DAO domain-containing protein. The transcript is spliced from 4 exons. Bases 1 to 1449 code for a protein of 482 amino acids. Gene Ontology annotation, molecular function: oxidoreductase activity. Gene Ontology annotation, cellular component: cytoplasm. The record is from RefSeq and is a predicted model, not a curated record. NCBI's taxonomy places the organism in Eukaryota, Fungi, Ascomycota, Sordariomycetes, Hypocreales, Nectriaceae.